Molecule: messenger RNA, 1825 nt
Organism: Rhea pennata
Lineage: Eukaryota; Metazoa; Chordata; Aves; Rheiformes; Rheidae
Gene: CTNS
Product: cystinosin, lysosomal cystine transporter
Exons: 11
Coding region: 47-1162 (371 amino acids)
Biological process (GO): L-cystine transport
Cellular component (GO): lysosomal membrane
Molecular function (GO): L-cystine transmembrane transporter activity
Source: RefSeq, a predicted model, not a curated record
AGACUUGUAGUCCAGCGAGGGAAGGGAGUUGCUGAGCUCUGCCAGGAUGGGGACGAGAUGCCUGCUCCCCUCGUUGCUGUGCCUCUCGCUCGCACAGCUAGGGCCUGGCGAUGGAGCCAUUGUAUGGUCUGUCCCUGAAGUGGUUUCAUUAGAAAAUGGAAGUUCAACAAACAUCACUAUAUCUCUGAGGGCUCCAUUAAAUGAAACAUUGUUGAUAACUUUUAAUAUUACAUAUUCAUCAAAACAUAGAACCAUUGUUGAACUACCUAAUGAAAUAAAAUUGCCUGCAGGUCUCACUAAGGUAGACUUUCGAGUGAAAGCAGAUGAUGUUGGGCAAGUUACAGUGUAUCUUCAUACCAGUAAUUCCAACUUAACUGGAUCAAGGAUUCAAUUUCAAGUGAUUCACAGCAUCAUAGUGAAAUAUGCUGAUGAGGUGAUUGGCUGGAUCUAUUUCCUUGCGUGGUCUAUCUCCUUCUAUCCUCAACUCUUUGAGAACUGGCGACGGAAAAGUGUUGUUGGAUUAAGCUUUGACUUUAUUGCAUUAAACCUUACUGGCUUCAUAGCAUACAGUGUAUUUAAUGUUGGACUCUUCUGGAUUCCCUUAAUCAAGGAGGAAUUCUUGCUGACUUAUCCCAAUGGAGUAAAUCCUGUGGCUAUCAAUGAUGUUUUCUUCAGUCUCCAUGCAGUAGCUCUCACUCUUCUUAUAAUAAUUCAGUGCUGCAUCUAUGAGAGAGCAAGUCAGAAAGUAUCCAAAGUUGUUGUUGGACUAUUGGCACUUGCAUGGAUUUUUACAUUUACAACACUGUUUCUUGCUGCAGCUGAGGAAAUGACAUGGCUACAAUUCUUAUUUUGCUUCUCUUACAUUAAGUUAGCAGUCACAUUGAUAAAAUAUUUUCCACAGGCAUACAUGAACUUCUGUCGGAAGAGCACUGAGGGAUGGAGUAUUGGAAAUGUAUUACUAGACUUCACUGGUGGAAGCUUCAGCCUCCUGCAGAUGUUUCUGCAGUCUUACAACAAUGGAGACGGGGGUAUGAACCUUGUGAAUAACAUCUCCUACCAAGAUAAAAACUUUAUAUGGGACUUGCCUCCAUCCUGGCUAAGGGAUUUCAAGAUGUCUCUUAACCAGCUGCCAGUAACACCAGUUCUGAGCUCUAUUUACUGACAACCUUUCUGGUACAGCAUACAAGCUCUUGCCUUACCAAAUGCUGAUUGCCAAAUGCCUUAAAGGAUACCAAGCUAUCUAGCCACUUACGGAUGGAAGAGACUCUCAUACGUGUUGAAGCUGCAAAUCCAGCUUGGCUUGCGCUGUUGAAGCAAUAUGUGGCUCUCCUUCCACCAGCCACAGGAAGGAGAAAGAUCAGGCUCACAUCUUUCUGAUUGUGCUUCACUUCCAAAGAGCCAGAGUUCUGGCUUCCAGAAAUCUGAGAUCAUGUUUAAUCCACCACUUAAAUUGUUAAUGUAGUGACAAAGGAAGUAGAUCCAUGGAUCUAACUGCUGCUGCUGGCUCCUCGCAGACCAAAUCACUGCUCAUGUUGGGUGGUAACAGCAGUAACAGUACAUGAAAAGGAUACUGGAGGAAAAUAAAAAUAUCCAUGUUAGAAGCUGAACUCAAAAGAAGGCUACUGAGAAGAAACAGCAACUAUAUUCCAAUUUCACUGAAAGCUCUUUCAGAUGUGCUAAGAUCAGUGCUCAGAUACAUUUAUCUGAAUACUUCUAGUGCACUAAAUUAACUUUGCUUGGUUCUGUUGACAUGCCUGGAGUCAUAUACUGUGGAUGGUAAAGAAUAAAGAUUGUCAAAGGGAUUAUUUCAAAGUGAUCAUGUUAA